AUGACACAAGAUGCGACCGUGCGAAGCCUGCUUACCGUCAUCAUCACCACUUCGCCAACGCCGUCUGCACCAUCAACAGAGCUCAUAUCAACAAUUUUGGAGUCGUUUGAUCGACACUGUCCAGAGUUGAUAGAAUGUAAUGUUGUCGUCGUGUUUGAUGCCUUCGAUCAGAUUGUUCCAAUUGCGAGAUUGAAGAAGGGACAGGUUACACCUAGUCAGGCAUCCGACUUUGAGGCUUAUAAGAAGAAUGUCAAACAGUUGAUACUCGGACGAUAUCACCAAGAUGCCGCUAAUACUGCCUUAAUUAAAGAGGAUACUACUGCAGAAUAUGGAAGCCCCAAGCAUGAGAACCUAGUUGACUACUCAAUAUCCCACACAAUCGACAAAAGAGUUACUUUCAUAGAACCAUCGAGGCGUCUUGGCUUUGGCCUCGCAGUCAGGUCAGCCCUGCGAAUCAUCCAAACUCCGCACGUCUGGGUCCAACAGCAUGACUGGGCUCUAACCGCGGAUCUUCCCAUUCAGCCUCUUCUUCAGAUCAUGCAAAGCCACGAAUCAGACACAGAAGCACCCAUCAAAUAUGUCUGUUUAGCUGCUGUGCGCAUGCUCUCAUACGCUACUUCCGCGAUAGUAUCGGAAUAUCCUACGUUACGCGAUACCUCAGCAGCUCUUACUCGUGAAUAUGAAGCACCGUCAUACCCUGGAACUAAGAUACCACUGACACCAAUGUAUUUCUGGCACGAUAAACCUCAUCUUGCAUCAACGGCACAUUAUUUGGAGCGUGUAUUCCCUACGCGACUUGCGAUGCUGAGAGGAGACUUCAUCGAGGAUAAGAUUGGACAAAGAGCUCGCGCACAGAUGAAAGAGGGACUGUGGACGAAAUGGGCUACUUGGCUAUACUACCCUGAUCAGGGCAAGACGUUAUGCUUGAGACAUCUGAAGGGCCGGACUUGGGAGGGUACAACGGGGCAGGCGGAUAAAGCUGCUAUGUGGCGACAGAUGAAUGAAGCUGGAAGGACAGUAGAAGCGAAAGGCACGGCUUGGAUGGACGAGAGUCAUGAUAUAUCUAUGUUCAUACACGAAGAGGAUCAUAACUCAUGA
Messenger RNA from Fusarium coffeatum, 1098 nucleotides. RefSeq lists its product as uncharacterized. The record is from RefSeq and is a predicted model, not a curated record. NCBI's taxonomy places the organism in Eukaryota, Fungi, Ascomycota, Sordariomycetes, Hypocreales, Nectriaceae. Bases 1 to 1098 code for a protein of 365 amino acids. The transcript is spliced from 2 exons.